UGCUUGCAAGACCUUGGUUUCAAGAGGAAAAGAAAUUAUAAGAUGGCAUCUUCUUAUGUUCCAUGUCAAGUUCAUUGCUCCUUUGGAAAGCCUUCCAUCUCACCCAACUUUGAUCUCUUCAAGACAACUGAUCUCUCCUCUUCGUUCAAGCCAUUGGUAAGAGAAUUGCAACAACUUGCUUUCCGGAUUGAUGUCCCGAAAGCUGUCAAGAACGUUUCGAUCAAGUUGCUUGAUGCAUUUGUAGAUUCUGUAUUCGAGUUUGUUGACCACCCAUUGCACCCAUCUCAGAGUAACUUUGCUCCAGUGGAUGAAUUGAAAGAAGCUGCUCUUGUCACCAACAUCCAAGGCCAAAUUCCAAGUGUUUUUCCCGAGGGCGUCUACAUACGAAAUGGACCAAAUCCUCUUUUUGGGGGACUAAAGUCAACCAAAUCUUUAUUUGGACGGUCGAGUCCUAUGUGGGUGGAAGGAGAAGGAAUGCUUCAUGCCUUGUAUUUCAGUAAAGGCAUUGAUGGGAGCUGGACUGUCGUUUAUAAUAACAGACACGUUGAAACUGAGACCUUCAAGCUAGAAAAACAGCGCAACAAACCCACGUUUCUUCCUAUCGUGGAAGGAGAUCCGCUAGCUGUUUUGUCUGCCUAUUUGCUUAAUUUGCUGCGGUUUGGCAAACCCUAUAAAAAUACAAGCAAUACCAAUGUUUUUGAGCAUUCCGGGAAAUUCUACUCAGCUGUAGAAAGUGACUCGCCUCAAGAGAUUGACAUCUUUACACUCGAAGCUUUAGGUAAUUGGGAUGUCAGUGGAGCAUGGAACAGACCAUUUACAGCACAUCCGAAGAGAGCUCCAGGCACCGGGGAGCUGGUUACCAUGGGGAUUCAAGGAACUAAACCUUUUGUUGAAGUGGGAGUAAUUUCAUCUGAUGGAAAGAAAUUAGUCCACAGGGUGGAUCUUAAACUCGAUAGGUGCCCACUUUGCCACGAAAUUGGAGUUACAAAGAGGUAUAAUGUGUUCAUGGACUGCCCACUAACUGUAGAUAUAGCUAGACUUAUUCAUGGUGGCCAGUUAGUAAAAUAUGAAAGGGAAGGAUAUGCAAGAAUUGGCAUAAUGCCUCGCUAUGGGGAUGCAGAUUCAAUCCAGUGGUUUGAAGUAAAACCAAAUUGCACUUUCCACAUUAUCAAUUGCUUUGAGGAUGGUGAUGAGGUUGUAGUGUGGGGCUCUAGAGCUCUUGCAUCAGUCAUACCCGGACCUGAUCCGGAUUCAAAGGAAUUUGAGUGGUUUCCGCCAAAAUAUAAGCCUGGUGCACCAGUUGAAGAGAGUGUUGAUUCCAUUUCAGAAGACCAAUUAUUGUUUCAUCGUCCGUACGAGUGGAGAUUGCACAUGAGAACUGGAGAUGUGAAAGAGAGAAAUCUGACAGGGCCUAAUGAAUUCCCCAUGGAGUUUCCUAUGAUCAAUGGAGCUUUUGCAGGUGUUAAAAAUAAAUAUGGGUACACCCAAGUAUGUCACUGCGGCUCAAGUUCUGCCACAGGCAUGGGGAAAUACGGGGGCCUCGCCAAACUCUACUUUGAAGAGCAAAACACUGGGACUUCUAUGAGCGGGAAGCAAGAAGAAGGGUUGAUCAAAGUGGAAUAUCAUAUGUUUGAGGAGAACACUUAUUGUACUGGAGCUGCCUUCGUCCCUAAAGGAGGAGGUGCUGAAGAAGAUGACGGUUGGAUCAUCACAUUUCUUCACCAUGAAGAUACUAACAUAUCUCAGGCUUAUAUAAUUGACACAAGAAACUUCUCCAGCCAGGCAGUUGCCAAACUUACAUUACCAUGCAGAGUACCGGAUGGUUUUCAUGGAGCUUUCAUGCCAAUCCAACUGCACAAGAGAAUAACGAAGACGACUUGUUAAUAUCGAACAUUCCAAGCUAUGUCUCUCUUCAUUAAUUAUUCAUUGUGGCAGUACUAUGUGGCUUGAGCUGAUGUAAAUCAAUCAAUUAAUAGGAGCCGUAGCUUUCAAGCAUAAAGAGGUGUGAUGUUUAAAUUUAGUCCUUACCAGGCUGUUUAAUCGAAAACUUUUGUCUGUUUUCGGGCAAGUUGUUGCUCAGUGAUAUUAAGGAGAUUUGAGCUAAUUAACUCCUCAAACAUGGCAUA
Messenger RNA from Theobroma umbraticum, 2126 nucleotides. Its product is annotated as carotenoid 9,10(9',10')-cleavage dioxygenase 1-like. The record is from RefSeq and is a predicted model, not a curated record. Gene Ontology annotation, molecular function: carotenoid dioxygenase activity. Gene Ontology annotation, biological process: carotene catabolic process. Lineage: Eukaryota; Viridiplantae; Streptophyta; Magnoliopsida; Malvales; Malvaceae. Gene Ontology annotation, cellular component: chloroplast stroma.